Messenger RNA from Hyaloscypha bicolor E, 784 nucleotides. RefSeq lists its product as uncharacterized. The transcript has a single exon. The coding region runs from base 218 to 661 and encodes 147 amino acids. Lineage: Eukaryota; Fungi; Ascomycota; Leotiomycetes; Helotiales; Hyaloscyphaceae. The record is from RefSeq and is a predicted model, not a curated record.
UUAAUCUCGAAUCGAGAUCAGGGCAAAAUUAAAGACUGGCCCCGGAGCUUGCAUAGGGCCGCCAGGCUUGAAUUUUAGCGAAGCGGCCCUGAUCUCGUAAUUAAAUAUUUUAGUUUUCUAGUAAGGCGUGCAUUCAAGCGGGCCGUGCAUUUAAACGGGAGAUCGAGUACUCGCCUAAAUUUAUUUGAAAUAUCUAUCAGGCAGGGUCCUGAUCCAGAUGCGGACGGAGAAAAUCGGGCUCCACGGAUACCUCAACACUAUUAAGCGUACAGAAGAUCCAUGGUGCGGCUGUGAACAGGCCUACCAAACAGUGCGCCACAUCAUUGAAGACUGUGAGUGUCUUGAAGAUACUCGUUUCAAGUACUUGGGGAAGAGCAUUGUCAGAGAUGCCAGGCUCUUCCUGAGAGACACAAAGCUCAUACCCAAACCGUCAAAUUCAUGCUUGCCACUGGUCUCCUGGAUCAGUUUGCGAGCUAUACAAAGACACUUUCACCAUUGGAAUAGGGGACGAGGCCGAUCAAGGCGACGAUUGUACACUGGGCCAACUAAGCCCUCUGGGGGCUGUUAUAUUGUAACAAAUCACAUAGAAACGGAAGGGAGGGCAAGGGGCAAGGUCACAUGGAGUGGGAGGUGCUUUGAUUUUAGAUUUUUAGAUUUUUAGAUUUCCUUUUUGCUUUGUCAGCUCUGGAGCGGAGUCGAGGACUCGUGACCACCUCUGUAGCCUAACCCUAUAUAGUGUGUCUGCAGAGCGCCUUAGGCAGCUAAAAAGACUAACCGAGAUCCC